UAUAGAAAGCUGUAAAUCCUUUUUUAUUUUAUUUAUUUCCGCUUUCAGUAAUUGGUGGUCCUGCAGAUGACUUUUCUUUUAGUAUUUUAUUCUUCUAGUGUGUUGCUAUUGGACUUUGUCUUGAAGCCACUCCACUUGAUCACAUGAAGCCUAAUCUUUUAUAUAGUAUCUUACUAUCUUUUUCUUUUUUGCAUCUCUAGAAGAUUUUGAUACCCCAUGUGGGAUGUUCCCAAUACUUGUUCUUGAAUUUUGUCUUAUCUAAUCAGCUGUUUUGGUUACUCCAAUCUUGGUACUUAAAAUUCAGUGCUAAAUCUCUUAUUAACUCCUUAUUGGCCCUCUUCUGACAGCUUUCUUUGUGGAAUUAUUGGUAUGGGGUGAGAUUGAUUUUGGUUUUUUGAGUAUUAGUACUUGUUUUCUUUACUUGGGUUUUGUCAAAAUAUGAUUUUUUUACUAAGUAUGAUGGAUUUCUUUGGAAUAUGAUGAGAAAUUGGACUGAAUUUUGAGCAAGAUUGGAUCUUUAUGAUAUUCUGAGAUUUGGGUUCAAGAGCUGAAGUGAAGAUAUUUGUUGGGGAUUGUUUGGAUUUGUCCAAUUUUGUGACAAUCUUGGUUUCUUGAGUAUAAGUACUGGUUGGCUUUAGUUGGGUUUUGGCAAAAUAUGAUUUUUCACUUAGUCUGAUGGUUUUCUUGGGAAUAUGAUGAAAAAUUGGACUGAAUUUUGACCAAGAUUGCAUUUUUAUGAUAUUCUGAGAUUUGGAUUCAAGAGCUGAAGUGAAGAUAUUUGGUUAGGGAUUGUUUGGUUUUGUCAAACUUUUUAGGAUCUGUGGGAACUGAAAUGGAGAGCAAUUAUAAGACUAUUGUGUGGUUUAGGAGGGAUUUGAGAAUUGAGGAUAAUCCAGCUUUAGCUGCUGCUGCUAGAAAUGGAAGUAUUUUACCAGUGUUUAUUUGGUGUCCUAAAGAAGAAGGGCAAUUUUAUCCGGGUAGAGUUUCAAGAUGGUGGCUGAAGCAAUCUCUUAUUCACUUGGAACAGUCUUUGAAAUCUCUUGGAGCUGAACUUUUGCUGAUAAAAGCUCAGAGUACACUGUCUGCUCUCUUGGAGUGCGUCGAUGCUGUUGGAGCAACAAAAGUUGUGUAUAAUCAUCUAUAUGAUCCUGUUUCACUUGUUCGUGACCACAAUAUCAAGCAAAAGCUGGGAGAACUUGGCAUAUCUGUUCAGAGCUACAAUGGGGACUUACUGAAUGAACCAUGGGAAGUCUACGAUGAUGAUGGACAAGUUUUUACAACAUUCAAUGCAUACUGGGAGAAGUCUUUGCUUAUGCAAAACGAUCCUGUUUCACACCUUCCUCCUUGGAGAUUAAUUCAAGCCGCAGGAUCAGUUAAAAUGUGUUCGAUUGAGGAACUGGGACUGGAAAAUGAGUCAGAAAAAGCUAGUAACGCAUUACUAUGGAAAGGAUGGGCGCCAGGUUGGAGCAAUGCAGACAAGGCCUUAACUGAAUUUGUAGAAACCAAUCUACUUGGAUACUCAAAGGAUAGGCUGAAAGUCGGGGGAAAUUCCACAUCUCUUUUAUCUCCUUAUCUUCACUUCGGAGAAGUAAGUAUAAGGAAAGUUUUCCACAGUGUGCGUUUGAAGCAGAUGCUUUGGACCAAAGAGGGGAACUCUGUUGGAGAUGAGAGUGCUAAUCUUUACCUUAGAGCUAUUGGGCUUCGAGAAUAUUCCCGCUAUAUCUGUUUUAAUUUCCCAUUUUCUCAUGAAAGAUCAUUACUGAAGAACCUGAAGUUUUUCCCUUGGAAUGCUGAUCAGGCCCAUUUUAAGGCUUGGCGACAGGGUCGAACUGGUUACCCAUUAGUAGAUGCAGGAAUGAGAGAGCUUUGGGCAACUGGAUGGGUUCAUAAUAAAAUAAGAGUGAUUGUGUCGAGUUUCUUUGUGAAGUUUUUACUUCUGCCAUGGCAAUGGGGGAUGAAGUACUUUUGGGACACGCUCUUGGACGCAGAUUUAGAAAGUGAUAUUAUUGGCUGGCAAUAUAUUUCUGGUAGCUUGCCAGAUGGUCAUGAACUUGAGCGCCUAGAUAACCCAGAGGUUCAAGGGUUCAACUACGAUCCUGAGGGUGAAUAUGUGAGGCAUUGGCUACCCGAGCUAGCAAGAAUGCCAGCUGAGUGGAUCCAUCAUCCUUGGGAUGCACCACUUACUGUGCUCAAGGCUGCUGGGGUGGAACUCGGAAUAAAUUACCCGAACCCCAUAAUUGACGUCGAUGUUGCGAGGGAUCGUCUAAUGCGAGCUAUAUUUAUCAUGCGAGAAAAAGAAGUAGCUGUGAAUGCCUCAGAUGAAAAUGGAACCGUUGAAGUUGUUUUUGAUAACUCUGAAAAUGUUGGAGAUUCGGCCAAUCCAAAGGACGUUGUAAAGGGAAAGUUGCCUUGCCCGAGCAGUUCAUCUUAUGAUCAGAGAGUUCCAUCAAUGGGAAAUGGGUGCACAAAUAAAAAGAGACCAAAGCCAGAAGAAGAAACAAAGAAGCUCAAAGAUAACGGGCUUAGCUGCAAGAACGGAGGGAAAAUGUCAAACGUGGAUGGUGACUUGUGCUCUACUGCAGAAUCCUCUUCUAUGAAAAAACAGAUGACAACCAGCAGAAAUUCGUUUUCUGUACCUCGAGCAAUUUCCAUAUCUUACGACAAAAAAUCCUUUGAGGAUGAAGCAUCGUCACAUGUGAAGCUGCAUAAGGAAGAAGAGAUUGACACGGAAAUCAAUUCACACAAAAAUGGAGCGAUAGCACGAUGAUUCCCUCGCCAUCUCCAAACGGCUGUCUCUUUUGAAAUUGUUCAAUAGGAGACAGAUAGUCCAAUCAGCAUAUGCAGUGGAAUAGCGAUUCUGUUGAACGUCUCUUGUUGUACAUAACUACCUCUUAAUCAUUAGCAAGGUUGUAGUUUGUUUGACGUAGUAAAUGGUAGAACUCAUCUGAAGCAGCUCAGAUUCAUGGUUGAAUCUCUACUUUGUUAAGUUACAUAUAUAGACGAUGCAUUUGUAAUCUUGAAUAUGAAUGUAUGUUGUAUUUCAUAGUAAUAAAAGCUGAAAGAGGUCCUCCAGUUUUGAGAAA
Messenger RNA from Lycium barbarum (goji berry), 3083 nucleotides. RefSeq names its product cryptochrome-1. Gene Ontology annotation, biological process: entrainment of circadian clock by photoperiod; blue light signaling pathway; circadian regulation of gene expression. The coding region runs from base 833 to 2767 and encodes 644 amino acids. Gene Ontology annotation, cellular component: cytoplasm; nucleus. The transcript is spliced from 5 exons. Lineage: Eukaryota; Viridiplantae; Streptophyta; Magnoliopsida; Solanales; Solanaceae. The record is from RefSeq and is a predicted model, not a curated record. Gene Ontology annotation, molecular function: DNA binding; FAD binding; blue light photoreceptor activity.